AUGAAAAGUACGAGCGCAGAGGAAUUGCCACGUUGUUCGUUGAAACGGGUGUUGAACAUUACAUUAAGACAAACGACGAUUAAUAUAGAUGACACGACGUGGUCUUUAUCACUUCAGUUUUGUACGCAACAAUCGAAGAAUAAGACUUCGCUGAUGCCGAUUCCACUUGGAAUUAAAAAGGUCGAAGAGGUUAUAACACUGCCUUACGUCCAUACCCAUUUAUUAAAAGAUUUAUUAAUAGUAAAAUUAUAUAAAAAACAGAAGAAAGAAAAUGUGGUGAUUGCGACAACAAAGGUCUCCCUCCAACGUAUUCUUUUUAGCGGAUUUGAAGGAACUUGUGAAUUUAUAGGCGAAGAUAAAUAUGGAGAUCUUCACCUUGGCUCCGUUAUGUUUCAAGUCGAGUCGCUUCCACAAGAGUAUUCGUCGUCCGAGGACGUCAUCCGAUUUGCUCGGGACUGCGUCGAUCCCGAAAUUAUUGAACACAUCGAAACUGAAGAUAAACAGCCGGAGAAGAAGUCGCGCACAAAUGUUUUACGGCGUGUUAUUCAUUUACCCAAGAAAGACUUUCCCAAAAGUAAAAAGUGUUUAUGUCGUGUCAUUUCUCCAUACGAAGAGGAAGCGACUGAAUAUGAUGGUUUUGAUGAUUGUCAGUGCGAUUUAUCCGAAAUUAAAAAUGGCGUUCUCGUCGUCUUUCAAGAGAAAAAGAAAAAAGCCGAACAGAUCAAAACGUUGUUAUCCGACAGUGACUCACCCACGAAAUUUUACUUCUACGAAGUCCAAAACGGUAAUUUCACAACAAAGCUUUUGCCUUAUUUAAGUAAUAACACUAAUUUGGGAAUUACUGUCCCUAUCGUCUUGUGCGGAGGUGACUUCUUCUUCGGAAUGUUCGUCAGACAACUCCUCGAAAUGAACGCAAAGGAAAAAAUGGUCGACGUCACUCCUUUUAUCGUCCCAACUACCAGAAAUUGUCUCGUCGCUAAGGACUUGGGCGAAAUCGACGUCAAAUACAAAAACAUGUUCUGCACAGACUUUUUGACUAAGAUCGACAACGAAAAGUCGAAGGCGCGAGAUGCACUCCUCGACUACUUCAACCAAAACACUCAACAAAAACUCAAAUUAUCGGAAAUCACUAUCACCGACAACGAAAAGACUUUCAACGCACAUAUGCUCAUGAGCGCAAGAGUACUCUGCGAGAAUAAAAACGUCAGCGUCGAUUACUGGAAAGUUAAAGACAAAAAACCAACAACAGUGAAAACAAAGAAACUCAUCGACAUGUUCGAGCUCGUCAAGGUUAGAAAGGACGACUGCUUUGCAGUCACUUUUUCUAAACCAGAAAAGAAGGAGGACGACGUCAAUGAGGUCGUCAUGUGCACAAAAAUCGUCAUCUCUUCCGAGGACGAAGGAAUCAAAGUCAUGGUCGAUAGGUGUCUUGUGUCGUCGGAGGCGAGUUAUAUCACUUUCAAAUACGAAAUGCCAAACAACGUCUUCUUCGCUGUGCAAUCGUUCAAUUAA
Molecule: messenger RNA, 1512 nt
Organism: Entamoeba invadens IP1
Lineage: Eukaryota; Evosea; Mastigamoebida; Endamoebidae
Exons: 1
Coding region: 1-1512 (503 amino acids)
Source: RefSeq, a predicted model, not a curated record